CGAAACUUGAGGAUGGGGGAAGAAGCAGAGGGUUCUGUACGUGUGUCAGACAGUAACGGAGGUGAUCAUACUCAGAGCCGUCAACUUGACAUAUACCCUCUCAGUUGCUACUACUUUGGAUCCAAGGAAGCCAUUCCUUUCAAGGAUGAGACUUUAGAUGAUCGUGUUCAGAGAUUGAACUCCAACUAUGCUGCUUAUGGAUUGAGGACUUGUGUAGAAGCAGUUAUGUUGGUCGAGUUGUUCAAACAUCCUCAUAUACUACUCUUGCAAGUAAGGAAUUGCAUUUUUAAGCUUCCUGGAGGUCGUUUGAGACCUGGUGAAUUAGAAAUUGAUGGCUUGAAACGAAAACUAUCUAGGAAGCUUUGUGUCAAUGCUGAUGGUGAUGGGAUUGCUUGGGAGGUUGGUGAAUGCCUUGAUGUAUGGUGGAGGCCGGACUUUGAAACAUCGCCAUGUCGGGACUUGCCAUCUACAGUGAGAAGUCCAAAGGAGCGCACGAAACUCUUUCUUGUAAAGUUGCCGGAAAGUCGGAAGUUCAUUGUACCCAAGAACCUAAAAUUGCUGGCUAUUCCACUGUGCCAGAUCAACAAAAAUCGCGAGACAUAUGGACCUAUUAUAUCCGGUGUUCCAGAGAUGCUAUCGAAGUUCACCAUCAACAUUAUAGAAGCUUGAGAUCAUAUAAAUUACAAUUAUGGAGUGUGCAGUGUGGUUUGUAGCAAUAACAACGCAUCUAAUUCUCUAGGAAUAUUGACGUGGGCUUGCAGAAUGUAUAUAUUUUAGAACACUGAUGUAAACAACAACAUGGUUGUAGUUUUGAAGACAACAAUAUGAACUGUAUACUUGUUC
This is a messenger RNA of Fragaria vesca subsp. vesca, 843 nucleotides long. RefSeq names its product cleavage and polyadenylation specificity factor subunit 5-like. The coding region runs from base 13 to 669 and encodes 218 amino acids. Lineage: Eukaryota; Viridiplantae; Streptophyta; Magnoliopsida; Rosales; Rosaceae. Gene Ontology annotation, molecular function: mRNA binding. Gene Ontology annotation, cellular component: mRNA cleavage factor complex. The transcript is spliced from 7 exons. The record is from RefSeq and is a predicted model, not a curated record.